GUGAGAUUCGUAAUCAGGCUUGGUACAUGAAGACACCUGCUCACAUGUUCUUUGGGGGCCUUCUGCCUUUCUGCAUGAUCUUCUUCAUGAUGAAUGAUAUCUAUGCAAGCUUGUACAGUUUGAAAGUCUGUGGUGCAUUUAGUACCAUGUUUACGGCCUUCCUUCUUGUCAUCAUACUGACUGUGUCGGUGGGAAUGGGCUGUACACACUAUCAGCUGUCCAAUCAAGAUAACCAAUGGUGGUGGAGAUCUGUGUUUCGUGGGGGAUCAAUUGCCAUUUUUAUGUUUGCGUAUGGCCUCUAUUUCUAUGCUAGAGCAAGCGCUAGAAUUUCAAUGAACCUGCUACAGUUCCUGGGCUACAAUGCUUGCAUAUUCUAUGCUGUCUUCUUGAUACUUGGAACCAUUGGCUUCUAUGCUUCAUCAAUUAUUUCCAAACGUGUACACCGAGGUCUAAAAGAGUUGUGACCUGGAAACUCAAUUCAAUAGGAUCUGUGGGAUGAUAUGAGCUGUGCUUUUCUUAGAUAAGUACUGGAAGGCAGCUGAGUUGGCAUUAUAGUCAGUCGUUAGUUAGGAUGUGUAUUGGGAAGGGAAUUGUACUAUAAGAAGCCAUAGUUAAUU
This is a messenger RNA of Quercus robur (English oak), 617 nucleotides long. RefSeq names its product transmembrane 9 superfamily member 5-like. Gene Ontology annotation, cellular component: membrane. The record is from RefSeq and is a predicted model, not a curated record. Gene Ontology annotation, biological process: protein localization to membrane. Lineage: Eukaryota; Viridiplantae; Streptophyta; Magnoliopsida; Fagales; Fagaceae. The transcript has 2 exons. Bases 27 to 464 code for a protein of 145 amino acids.